Molecule: messenger RNA, 1941 nt
Organism: Pisolithus orientalis
Lineage: Eukaryota; Fungi; Basidiomycota; Agaricomycetes; Boletales; Pisolithaceae
Exons: 6
Coding region: 51-1544 (497 amino acids)
Cellular component (GO): cytoplasm; nucleus
Molecular function (GO): protein binding; tRNA-specific adenosine-34 deaminase activity
Source: RefSeq, a predicted model, not a curated record
CGGAUUGGCUGUUUUGGAGGAGACGUGUCCCCGGCCUCAGACCACGUGGCAUGGCGGGUUUUCCUUUUACGGCCACCACCGACCAUCGUAUCACCCUGAAUCGCGAACAGUGCUAUGUGAAAGAGAUACAAGACAAAGGCCGGGGUGUCUUUGCUUCACGCGCGAUACCAGCGCAGACGGUCAUCGAGACUAGUCCCGUCCUCCUGUUUACCAAGGACGAGUACCAAACACACGGGAAACACACUCUUCUCGAUCACUACACCUUUAGUUGGCGCGAUGGGCGUAUGGCUCUCGCCCUCGGGCUAGGCUCACUCUUCAACCACUCUGAGCGACCUAACGUGUCAUAUUCGAUUGACAUUGCAUGCGAUUGCAUCAUUUACACGUCAACACGUGCGAUUUGUGCGGACGAAGAACUCUGUAUAUUUUACGGCCACAAUCUUUGGUUUGAUCCCGUCGGCGUGCCUAAAGAGAGUGGCUCUCGAGUUGUGCUUGAAGCACCCGACCAGACGAUGCUCGAUGGGUGGGAUUGUCUCACGAACAUACAGGAAGACCCUCAUGCGGCUCGGGACCAUUUAAUGCCUGUUUUAUCCGGCGCCAUGGACGACGUGAUAAAUGAAAACGAGCUUCCUUUUGCCUGGAAGAAGUUAUCACUUGACAAGGAGGAGGAGGAAAUUAGUGACUUAGAACUCGUCCAGGCAUGGGUCGUCGACAUUCCGGACCAGAAGCACAUUACGGCUAUGCUUAAAUGGCUUAAAUGCUCUGGGCUAGACAUAGAAGCUUUGUCACACCUCAAACGUAUCCGAAGACAAGAACAGACGUCCACACUUCUGCUGGGUACAUCAAUACGACCCCCGGUUCUCCCCAGCAACGUUGCACUUGGUACACCAUAUCAGCUCCCCGUUCCGUGCAAUCCCGCCUUGACGCAAACCUCUCUACAUCUUAAGAAUACAUUUUGGCCGACUAUUUUAGCACCUCGAAGGAAGUGGGAACCCGAGAAGUGGACUAGAAGAAAACUAAUAUGGGCGCAUGACGCCGUCAAUGUCCUGAAGAAAGAAAGUCACGAGAUUACUGCGUCAAGUGGCGAACUCCCCAUUGUCGCCUACGUCCCGAAGUCAUACGACGACGAGAACAACCUGUCACAAUCCUUUAUCGCACACGACACGCGCACUUCUACACGGCAUCCCCUCCGGCAUGCUGCAUUAAAUGUCAUCCGCAAGGUUGCCGAUUUCCGUGUCACGCAACCAACCCCCCCGCGAGAGGAAGGAUUAACUCAAAUUCAAAAUAGUACUCAGUACCUCCUCACUGGUCUCUCACUCUUUAUCACGCACGAGCCGUGUAUCAUGUGCUCGAUGGCGUUGCUACACUCGAGGGUGAAGGAAGUCUUCUAUUUGUAUCCCAUGCCAAAGACUGGCGGUUGCGGCGGCACAGCGUGUAUACCAGCGCUCAAGGGUGUGAACCAUCGAUUUACCAUAGCCAUUUGGAAAGGCGAUUGCGAUGCUGGGGAAGAUGAUAUCAUUUCCCUUGCUUCUGAAAUAGAUGCUUGAUCCCAUGGAUAGCGAGCUGAUAGGCUUGAACGAUGAUAUCGAAGACGCGCCAGGGGUUCAUUGAUGGUCACAGGUACUCUGGGUUAAGGCAGUACGAUGUGCGAAACCUGGCUGCAAGGCCCUGUGUCAGACUACACUAAUCACUUGAUAGGUCAUGAUCAAGUUGCCGUGAUCGUAGGAUACCUGUGGACGGUUCUCUCUGUCAUCUGCACAGGUAGCGAGGGCCAUUGAGACCCAACAGCCCCAUGUAAUAAAACAAUAUGCACUGCUUCACACUGGGCAUGGACGAAAGGCUGCAGAGAAUUGAAACCGACUACACGUCGCAACAACCUUCAGCAUCUGUAAACCCUGACAACCAGCCAUCUCAGUAUUAUCGACUGCGAGUUUUGCCGCAGGU